AAUACCCGAUGGAUAACGAGCCAGGUAUGGGACAAAGAAUUACCACCGAGUACGCGCCUGGGAUUACCAAUACCCAGUCCAAGCCCGACCCAUUGCCAUUCCUAAUUUCAACCACCUCUCUCUCUCUCGGCAAUGAAAUGAAAACAACUAAUGUGAGGGUUUAUCAAUUGUUUCUUUCUUGAUUUCGGUUAAAGCUAGGGUUUUGGUAAAAGUUGUGAUUUUGAACUUUUUUCAGGAGGAAGAGAUGGAUUCGUUGCCUGAAGAGAUUCGUUCACACAUACUCUCUCUCAUGCCUACGAAAUUUGCUGUGCAAACUAGCAUUUUAUCCAAAAGUUGGAGGUACACUUGGACCCUUGUCACCAACCUUGAUUUUGAUUUUGUUGAUGGUGAUGGUGAUGAUUAUGCUCUUGAUUUAGUUGAUUAUACCUUUGUGAAUCGGGUAUUCAACUCUCACAAAGCUUCCAAACUUAAUAUAUUUCGACUACACUUUGGCCUUAAUCAAAAUCCAAAUGUCUCACAUUGGGUUGAUAAGGCGGUCAAGUUGAAUGUAUGUGUGCUUGACAUGUGCGUGCCGCGUGAUCAUCUACCUUUAAGCAUCUUUACUUGCACCACACUCACAAUGCUAAGAUUACAUCAUGUGGAAAACAUUUGGGAGUGUCCAUCGCGGGUCACUCUUCCUUGUCUCAAAACACUUGACAUCAUUGUUUAUCGUAAUCCUUUUUUGAACGCGUUUAAACUCAUUCCUGGUUGCCCUGUGCUUGAAACUUUAUCAUUGCAAGUUGAUUAUGUCUGCAACCUUCAACAACAACAACCGCCUUACAUAUUCAGUAUCCCUACUCUGAAAAGAUUCAAACUAACAAUCAACGAUGACAUGCCUGUAUUCCACAAAGUUGUUUUACGCCUCCCUAUUCUUGAACACUUAUGUGUUGGUGGUUCCUUGAGCUCACUUUAUGUCAUGGAAGAUUUGCCGCCCUUGUUUGAGGCUGAUAUUUCAUCUCUAUCUUCAUCAUCUCCUCGUCUGUGGCUUCAACUACUCAAGGGAAUAACUGGAGCUAAAUCACUUACUACACAAGAUGUGGAUUUUCUUGUGAGGCUACCCAUCUUUCCGAAUAUGAAGCGCUUGGAAGUGAAGUUGUUUAUCGAUCUAGGAAAAAUUCCUCAAUUUCUUGAACGUUUUCCCGAUUUGAAAUAUAUAUGUCUUGGACUGAAGUCUACGCUUUCUUAUUGGAUGGAACCAAAGGUGGUUCCCGGUUGUAUCCGAACAAACCUUACAACCCUAAAGUAUACAUUAUGUAAGGAGACGAUGAGGUAUGAUAUGAAGCUUCUAAGAUACAUAUUGGGGAAUGCGGAGGUUUUGAAGACGGUUACAGUUACUUGUGGGCAUUUGUUUAGCCCCGAAUUGUUUAGCCUGGAAGAAGAAAAGUGGGUGCAUUCAGAGUUGCUUAAAUUUCCAAGGGCUUCCAUGGAUUGUGCCAUCAAGGUGGUAGCGCUCGGUUUGCUUCACUGAAAUGAAGCUGUCGUGCUGAUAGUAGUGGUCCGGGCUCACCACCGGCAGUGCGUACCCCGUAUCGACUUUGCCCUGACCAUAUCAUUGAUCAAGUUCUCAAGCCGGUCAAUUAGACGAUCAAGCCUCUGAAACGCGGCCGGAGGUGUAUCUCUGAAAACAAUAAAAAUUUGUAUAAAAUGUUCAAAACAAUAAAUAUUUUAACAUUCAAAACAGUAAA
Helianthus annuus (common sunflower) is the source of this 1724-nucleotide messenger RNA. RefSeq names its product F-box/FBD/LRR-repeat protein At3g52680. The transcript is spliced from 4 exons. The record is from RefSeq and is a predicted model, not a curated record. Gene Ontology annotation, molecular function: protein binding. Bases 245 to 1507 code for a protein of 420 amino acids. Lineage: Eukaryota; Viridiplantae; Streptophyta; Magnoliopsida; Asterales; Asteraceae.